Plasmodium coatneyi is the source of this 924-nucleotide messenger RNA. RefSeq names its product LUC7-like protein. Gene Ontology annotation, biological process: mRNA splice site recognition. The record is from RefSeq and is a predicted model, not a curated record. The coding region runs from base 1 to 924 and encodes 307 amino acids. Gene Ontology annotation, molecular function: mRNA binding. The transcript has 7 exons. NCBI's taxonomy places the organism in Eukaryota, Apicomplexa, Aconoidasida, Haemosporida, Plasmodiidae. Gene Ontology annotation, cellular component: U1 snRNP; U2-type prespliceosome.
AUGGGAAAAGACAGGAACGAAACGGAUGCCAGGAAAAAGCACACCUUCAAGGACGACAAUGUUUGCAAGUACUACUUAGUUGAUUUUUGUCCGCACGAUCUUUUCCCCAACACAAAAAGUGACAUAGGAAGAUGCAAAAACAUACAUUCAGAAGUGCUAAAGGAACAACUGGCAAAUCAUGAAGAUUAUAAAUACUACCUAGCAAAGUAUCAGCAAAAGUUUAUGAAAACGCUGGAAGAUAUUGUCGAAUUGGCCGAUCACAAAAUUGAGAGGAGCAAGGAGAAAUUAAGGUACAUGUCGGAGAAUAGCAAAAAUCCUGUUGACAAGAAGGAGAAAAUCGAAAGCAUCAGCAGUCACAUAGAGGACUUACAAAAAAAGGAAGAAGAAGCUCGGGAAAAGGGGGACUUAAUCAAGGCAGACAGUUUUAACAGCCAAGUGACCACCCUCCAAGCAGAAAUCAAAAGGUUAAAUGAGGAGCCUGAGAAGGUGGCAGAGCCAAAUUUGAAGGUUUGCGAAAUAUGCGGCGCCAUGAAAUCGACGGGGGACCACACUCCGAAAUUGGAAAAUCAUGCUAAUGGAAAGCAGCAUUUAGGAUUUGAAAAGAUAAGAAACGCGCUAAGCAAAUUGAAAGACAGUGUAAAGGAACGAGAAAAAAUUAUUGAGAAAUAUAGAAAAGAAAAAUAUGCGCAUGAUGAGAAAUCCUCCAGAAGAGAAAGAAGCCCCCGCCAUCGUGAACACAGAAAAAGAUCGAGAAGCCAUAGAAGAAGUUCAAAACAUCACAGAUCCCAUGAUAGGCAUAGUCGGACACAUCACUCCAGUAGGAGCAAGCGGUCGAGAAGGCAUUCAUCUUCGCAUAGAAGCAGAUCCAGUAGCUCAAGACGUUCCAGGGGAAGACAUAAAGGGCGAUCGAGUAGACACAAAUGA